UCCUCUGAAGAACUUAAUCGUUUGUGGUUUGCGGCUGCGCACAAAGUAGUCCUACCCUCAAACCCGGAUGAAACCAACGCCUAACUUGUCGGUAGAAAAACGAUGCAGACUAUAAAAUGUGUAGUUGUAGGGGACGGUGCAGUUGGAAAAACCUGCUUGUUGAUCUCCUACACAACCAACAAGUUCCCCUCAGAAUAUGUGCCCACAGUUUUUGAUAAUUAUGCAGUGACGGUGAUGAUUGGGGGAGAGCCCUACACGCUGGGCCUCUUCGAUACAGCAGGUCAGGAGGAUUACGACAGGCUGCGUCCUCUCAGCUACCCACAAACAGACGUUUUCCUCGUAUGUUUCUCAGUUGUCUCCCCGUCGUCGUUUGAAAACGUCAAAGAAAAGUGGGUUCCGGAGAUUUCUCACCACUGUCCAAGCACACCUUUCCUGUUAGUGGGAACGCAAGUAGACCUGCGGGAAGACAGCAACACCGUGGAGAAGCUGGCUAAAAACAAACAGCGCCCCCUGUUCCCUGAGAGCGGGGAGAAACUUGCUCGGGAGCUCAAAGCUGUCAAAUACGUGGAGUGCUCUGCGCUCACGCAGCGAGGGCUGAAGAAUGUGUUUGAUGAGGCCAUACUGGCAGCGCUGGAACCUCCUGAGAUCAAAACGAAGAGGAAAUGUGUUCUCUUAUAAAGAGAUGCAGACGAAGAGGCGAAAUCACGGGGAAAGUUCAACUGAAACAUCCAUUUGGUAGGAAGGAAAUACGGACACACCAGAGGGGGAGGGAAGAACGGUGCCAUAGAGAUUUUAUUUUAUUUUUCGAACACGAGCUCAAUGAUUGUACCUUCUGAAAAAGGAAAAUAUUGCCUCCAACUGGCAAUAUUUGUUCUUUACUGAAAGCUUUUAGAAACUACUGUAUUCUCCUUCUGUAUUCAGGUGUCCCCUCUCCCUUUUCCCUUACUGCUUACUGUAACGAUUCUAUAGUGCAUUUUAUGUGUUAAAGGAGAUAUUCUUCUAUAAAGUUCCUCUUUGUGCUUUACUUAAGCAACAUGGUAAGACAUUUAAAGAGGCACUGAAAUGUGAAGUGGUACUUUUUAGGUUUUUUUUUCUGCCCUUAUUGAAUUAGCUAAUGGAAAGCCAAAGGAUUUAUCGUCAAUCCAAACAAAUCUGUCAUGUUUACUUCCCUCAAAGCAAAGUGAAUUCCUGUAGGGGUUUUUUAAUAUCUGAGUUCUGGGAAAUCUUCGUAGUCUUUUUUUGAUUUUAAACUUGAAUUUAUUUUGUCCUGAUGAUUUUUUAAAAAUUUGCUAGAUAACCAACAAUGAUUUGAUUGAUUUUUGAAAAAAAAUUAAGGUGUAAUAUUUUUGAUAAAACUCAGCCUUGAUAUUAGAUGAUGAAUCUUUUUAGAAAUGUUCAGGGUUUAAGAAAUCAGAGAAUAUUUUUAAUAAAAUCCUUUUUUUUAAUCAAAAG
Molecule: messenger RNA, 1452 nt
Organism: Poeciliopsis prolifica (blackstripe livebearer)
Lineage: Eukaryota; Metazoa; Chordata; Actinopteri; Cyprinodontiformes; Poeciliidae
Gene: cdc42l
Product: cell division cycle 42, like
Exons: 6
Coding region: 103-678 (191 amino acids)
Biological process (GO): modification of synaptic structure; small GTPase-mediated signal transduction
Cellular component (GO): dendritic spine
Molecular function (GO): GTP binding; GTPase activity
Source: RefSeq, a predicted model, not a curated record